UGAGACAAGGAAUUAAUAAUAAUCCUUGUACGCCAAAACUAGCUUCCAAAUAUUAUAAUAUAAAAUCACAAGAGUUACCUUCUGUUGAACCCAAAGAGGACUAUUCAACAAGUCAGAACGACUUACAAAAGUUCAGUUUUUCCCCAUCUUGUGGUAUACAACAAAGAUUACAAGCAAAUGCGGGACUGCAAAGGGAACAAGAAUUGCCUUCCUUUGCCGGAAAAACAGUUAAAGGUUGUUCUUCUCCAAAGGAAAAAAGUGGCGAUUCUGAGAGUCGAAACGUUAAGCAUUCAAAUAAAAGGAAGGGACAACAGAGUCCUAUUACAAACUACUUCAAAGAGAGGAAAACCUUUCAAGCAAAGGAGGCCGUGAAUGCUGAACCAGUCAAUGCAAACAGAGAAACCUCACAGGAAAAUCAAACUAGUAUUGUUAAAGUCUUAACAAUGAAUCCAACACAAAGAGAGGAAUUCAAACAAAGCCUUGAAUCAGCAGAAGAAGUUGCUUGCACCCUAAUUUAUGAGAACGGGUCGUCAUUACUAAGACCAACGAAACAAAAAACAUUGAAACAAGCGGAUGACCUCUGUGGCAAAAAGGUUGCUGGGAUGGUUGUCGCAUUACCAAGGUCUGAGAAAGCCACCUCAGGUGCCGUUGAUCACUCUGAACAGCGCCGUAAAAGUCAACUGAUUAUAGUGGAGAUUCCUCUAGACACGCAGGAUGGCGAUAUGAAAAAAUGGUGCAGGGCGGUGCUACACGAUUUAAUGACGUCAUCGAAAAGAAAAAUGUGCUACGGUGCGCAAAUUAUUGUACGCUAUUUGAUAGAGACUGCAUAUGCUGACAUCAGAACAGUGUGCCUCAAGUGGCGUCUUCUUGACCCAAAAAUAGCAGCUUGGCUUCUUAAUCCUGACCAUCCUCCCCAGACUUUUGCUGAGGUUCUAACCUCUGCACAGCUGAGCCUACCCGAGGGGGGAAAGGAAGAUGAUUGUAUGGUUUGUCGCGAUAUUGCGAUGCUUGGGCCUGUUAUGGUGAAACAAUAUAGCAUGCUUAAGGCACUAUCACUUUGGGAUUUGUUCAUCAAUUUGGAGACGCCCGUUUGUUCGAUGUUAGCAGUAAUGGAGACCCAAGGAAUCAACAUUAAUACUCAAGUUUUGAUCGAGGCGAGCAAUAUUCUCAAGAUGAAAAUUCAAAAGGUGGAAGUAGAAGCUCAUAAGGCUGUAGGACAUCCUUUUCUGAUCAACAGUCCUCAACAGCUAAGGGAGGUGUUGUUUGAGGAGUUGUACCUGGAUCAAAAGUGCAAUAAGAAGCUUGCACGAACCUCCAUCAAAAAUUACAAGUCUACAUCAGAAGCUGUGUUACUUCACCUGCAGGAGUUCCACCCUUUACCAAAACUUGUGCUGCAAUACCGUCACCUCGCUAAAUUGAAGUCGACGUACUUCGAGGGAAUUCUUUCCCAUAUCAAUGAGGGAGUGCUGUCGACAAACUGGGACCAGACGGCUGCGGCCACUGGACGACUGACCUCAGCCAAUCCAAAUCUUCAGUCUAUCCCAAAACAAGCAAUAGAAAUUUCUGGAAUAAAGAAACAGCUCAUCGUUGGUAAACCAGAGGAGGUAGUGACAAUCUAUGCGCGGGAUGCUUACAGAAGCAGAGAAGGCUGGCUGUUACUUGCAGCAGAUUUUCAAUCAAUUGAACUACGCCUGUUGUCUCACCUGUCAGAAGAUCCUUCACUGGUUCAAAUAUUCAAUGACAAGCAGUGUACUGACGUAUUUACAACGCUUGCCUCACAAUGGUUGGGGAAAAGUUGUAAAGAAAUCCAAAUCCACGAGAGAGAAAGAACUAAGCGAAUUGUUUACUCAGUAAUCUACGGUGUUGGAAGUGACAAACUUGGACAAACUCUCAAAGUGAGCGCAGAGAAGGCAAAGGGAUUUAUGGACAGCUUUCUAGGGCGAUUCCCUCGAAUAAAAGAAUUUACCAGAAGUAGUAUUGAAAGUUGUCAGAGAAACGGUUAUGCGUCCACGAUUCUUAGCAGAAGACGGUGGUUGCCACAUAUUAAGUCCUUUGACUUUAUUCAACGGUCGCAGGCUGAGCGACAGGCUGUUAACUUCAUCGUUCAAGGUUCAGCCGCGGACAUUUGUAAAGCAGCCAUGAUACAAGUCGUGAAAGCUGUCUGUAAGGACCCUUCUGUGCACGCAAGAUUACUCCUACAAAUACACGAUGAGCUCCUUGUAGAGGUUCCGGAAGAUGAAAUCAACAAAGUGGCAGCAUGCAUCAAAUCGAUAAUGGAGUCUACAGAGGAACUGCUUGGUAGCAAAGUAAAGCUGAAGGUACCCCUACCCGUGACUCUCAGUAUUGGAAAGACGUGGGGACACAUGGAAACCUUCUCUAUCUGAGUUCCUUCAGACGAUAACCUAUCACGCCUAUGAAAAUAAAUAAAAUGGAUGGCGUUUUACUCAUCUUGACUCCAUAACCUACUGGAAGUUACAAUGCACUGUUUACUUCUUAUCGCGCUGCUUUAUAUUUUUUGUGCAAAUUUUCGUUGUCAAUAAUCCGAUGUUAGGCUGAUGUUCGGGAUUUUAUCCCAUCGAGAAAAGAGCGGACUAUUGGACUAAUACACUGAUUUCUUCUCAUUAGGCA
This is a messenger RNA of Stylophora pistillata, 2628 nucleotides long. RefSeq names its product DNA polymerase nu-like. Lineage: Eukaryota; Metazoa; Cnidaria; Anthozoa; Scleractinia; Pocilloporidae. Gene Ontology annotation, molecular function: DNA-directed DNA polymerase activity; DNA binding. Gene Ontology annotation, biological process: DNA-templated DNA replication; double-strand break repair. The record is from RefSeq and is a predicted model, not a curated record.